AUGUGGCGGAUCUUACUGCUCCUCUCCCUCUGCUUUGCCUUCCAGCCGGCCAAUGGCUACGUGGAGGACUAUUACUGCGGCGAACACAACUGCUAUGACUUGCUGGAGUUGACCCGAGAUGCCACCAAGCCGGAGAUUAAGAGGAAUUUCCGUGCCAUCGCCUCCAAGACUCACCCAGACCGCUUCCAGGACCCCGAUGAGAAGAAGGCGGCCGAGGAGAGAUUCCGUAUUCUGUCCACCGCCUAUGACAUUCUCCGCGAUGACGAGGCGCGCGAGGAUUACGACUACAUGCUGGACCACCCCGAGCAGUUCUACCAGAAUGUGUAUCGGGCGUGGCGGCGACGUAUGGCUCCUCACGUCGAUGUGCGGAUUGUUCUGGCCGUCACUAUCUCCCUCAUCUCCCUCGUGCAGUACUACAAUGGCUGGACCAAGUAUGAAGAGGCCAUUAAGUACUUUGCGGUGGUGCCCAAGUACAGGCUGCAGGCGGUGGAGCUGGCCAAACAGGAGGGGCUGCUGGUGACGGACAAGAAGAAGAACAAGGGUAUGUCCAAGGAGCAGAUCAAGGAGCAGGAGGAGAAGGUCAUCAGGGAAGUUAUAAAGAGCAAGAUGGACAUACGCGGCGUUUAUGCGAAGCCAACGUAUAAGGACAUUCUGUGGGUGCAGCUUGCCUUCCUGCCCUACUGGAGCCUACAGUAUCUGGGGUGGUAUCUGCGCUGGGUGUGGAAGUUCUGGAUUUUGAAACACGACUACGGGGACGAGGAGAAGUGUUACAUCAUCCGGAAGUAUAUGGGUCUCAGUCACGGCCAGUUUGAGGUGAGGCUGAGAGAGAAUGUCCAGUAUGGUGGUGGUAGUGUGGGGUACAUUUUUGUAGACUUCUGUUACACUGGCAUUUUGUCGAGUCAGACCAUUGUGAAUGCCCCAAUCCUGGCCUUUCAGAACCUGGAUGAUCAUGUGAAGGAAGAGUACCUGGAUUUAGAGUUGUGGAAGAAGGAGAACUAUGACUCUUGGAAGGCCGAGAGGGACGCAGAACUCAAGCUGAAGAUGGCACAGUCUGGCCGCUACAAAUCUUACCGGCGGUACAUGAAGAACAACGGUCCAGGGCGCAUGUAUUUUGAUGAUUCCUAA
Scylla paramamosain (green mud crab) is the source of this 1125-nucleotide messenger RNA. Its product is annotated as dnaJ homolog subfamily C member 25 homolog. The coding region runs from base 1 to 1125 and encodes 374 amino acids. Gene Ontology annotation, biological process: protein folding. The transcript is spliced from 6 exons. Lineage: Eukaryota; Metazoa; Arthropoda; Malacostraca; Decapoda; Portunidae. Gene Ontology annotation, cellular component: endoplasmic reticulum membrane. The record is from RefSeq and is a predicted model, not a curated record.